This is a messenger RNA of Phacochoerus africanus (Common warthog), 2623 nucleotides long. It is a transcript of the gene RAB5B, whose product is annotated as RAB5B, member RAS oncogene family. Lineage: Eukaryota; Metazoa; Chordata; Mammalia; Artiodactyla; Suidae. Gene Ontology annotation, molecular function: GTP binding; GTPase activity. The transcript has 7 exons. The coding region runs from base 252 to 899 and encodes 215 amino acids. The record is from RefSeq and is a predicted model, not a curated record.
AGGAGGAGGAGGGGCAGGAGGGUUUGGUUGAGCUGCAGCUGUUUGUCUGUUCGACACAGGCUUGGGCCCGACGGGGGAGACGGAGCCCCAGGAGCCCGGGUCUCUGAGCUAUUAGAAAGUUGGGUCAGAUGGAGAGGCACUUGGGGAAGGAGGACUGUUGAAGCCUGGAAGUCCCCUCCCUCCCCCCUCCCCCCUUUGCCGCUUUGUGGCAUCCCCCUCCCUCUACCCUUUCCCACUCUGAUAAUCUCGCCAUGACUAGCAGAAGCACAGCCAGGCCCAAUGGGCAGCCCCAGGCCAGCAAAAUAUGCCAGUUCAAGUUGGUCCUACUGGGUGAAUCUGCAGUAGGGAAGUCUAGCCUGGUAUUACGUUUUGUCAAAGGACAGUUCCACGAGUACCAGGAGAGCACCAUUGGAGCGGCCUUCCUCACCCAGUCUGUUUGUCUAGAUGACACAACAGUCAAGUUUGAGAUCUGGGACACAGCUGGGCAAGAGCGAUACCAUAGCUUGGCCCCCAUGUACUACAGAGGUGCCCAGGCUGCAAUUGUGGUUUAUGACAUUACUAAUCAGGAAACCUUUGCCCGAGCGAAGACAUGGGUAAAGGAACUACAGCGACAGGCCAGUCCUAGCAUUGUUAUUGCCCUGGCAGGGAACAAAGCGGACCUGGCCAACAAGCGCAUGGUGGAGUAUGAAGAGGCCCAGGCGUAUGCAGAUGACAACACCUUAUUGUUUAUGGAGACUUCAGCCAAGACAGCUAUGAACGUGAACGAUCUCUUCCUGGCAAUAGCUAAGAAGUUGCCAAAGAGUGAACCCCAGAAUCUGGGGGGUGCAGCAGGCCGAAGCCGGGGUGUGGAUCUCCAUGAGCAGUCCCAGCAGAACAAGAGCCAGUGUUGUAGCAACUGAGGGGUGGCUAGCAGCAAACAAGUAUGAAGCUAGCACGAGAGCUAAGAAAUAACCUCCAUCCCCACCCCUCAGCACACAGCCCCUACGGUAACAGCACACUGAGCCCUGGCUCCCAAGGGCUGCCUCCUGACAGCUCCGUCAUGGCACUUUUUAACGCUUCAGCAACAACACCAGGCAGCUGUUGCCACUGGCCUCCUACCCCUACUCUGGGGCCUGGAGGUCAGAUCCCCCAGGACUUACCUUCCAAAACAAACUUUCUCCACUUUGUAUUAUAGGUGCAAGACAGUGACCUACUUACCUUUCCUCCUUUUCUUCCCCAUUUUUUCAAAAAACGUUGUCUCCUGCCCCUUUCCCUUCAGCUUUUGGUCAGUCUCUGUUCUUGAUCCCCUUUUCCUCCUCUCCCCAGGGUGGAGAAGGUGGUGAACCCAGGAACUAAGAAGGAAGGAGGUUUUCAGUUCAGUCACAUUAAAGGCCCUGGGGGAAAGUAAGGCUCAGAGCAGGAGGGAGUAAAGAAACAUUGUCUUUUUGUUUUAUUUGGUUGGAGUUUCUCAUGUUUGAAAACACUGCAGUAUCCAUAAGUUGGCCUUGUGGAGGGUGUUUCUAGGUAGAGGUGAGAAUGGAAGGCAAGCUCUUGGGCACCAUGUGGGAGUCUUGUUAGCUAACUGGGCAGAGGUGGAAGAGGUGGAGAUGCAGUGUCGUCUGUGGCUCUGGAACUCUUCCCAGGCCUACUUUCCCCUCACCCAGCCACUUAGGUAGCUUCUCUCCCAUAGUGGGAGAGGUUCUGGACUCCAGAGUCCUCCAAAGAAUCUUCACUGGUUGCCUGCAUCUUUGGCUCUGCUGUGAUCUAAAUGGAGGAGGGACCAGUUUCUGACACCCAUCCUCUGACUUAUACAUAUGCAUUUUUUUUUUUUCCUCUCUGGUCUUCAGAUGGCCUCAGCCCCAGCCACUAUAUCCCCUGCAGUUUGCACUUUAAUUGAUGGUAGUUCAGUUGUGAUACUUGUUUUAUGGGGGUUUUGAUUGAUUUACCUGCCCUCUUUUUAAUUAAAUGGAAUCCGAGGUGUGUAUGAGGUUUGGGAAGGGGCUGUAGAGAACAGUACUGGUGGCAGCUACUCAAGCCCGGUCUCCACUGCUAGCUUCCUCCAACUCUGAUUGUUACUUCACCUGUAUUCUUGCCAUCCUAACUCUUGGGUAGAGGUUUACCUUUCCUGGAGAAUUAACUGAGUAACUGUAGAGCAGCUUCUCAGGAUAGCAUAGGUCAUUGUAGGGGAGUGAAGAGGAAUCCAGCAAGAGGGAGGAGUUUUCUGUCCUUUCCCAGGGUUCCCAUUCAAUUUGAUCCACUCAUUACCAGUCUUUUGUACUUCCCUGUAAAUAGGUAUGAUCUUUAUUCCUACUGUACAGUCUGUUCUGUCUCCCCCACCUCCCAUCAGGCCCUAUUUUGUCCUUUAUUAGUAUCUUUAGUUUGGUCCCUUCAUGCUUAUCCCCAAACCCACCCCAUGCAACCAGUGGUUUAAUCCACAUACCACUAGCAUGUAGUUCUACAGAAGCCUACUUGUGGCCCCCUCAUAUCAUAACACCUGUUCCUGUGGACAGGGAAUGACUGGCACUGAAGGUCCCUCACAGUUGUCCGGUAUCACCAGAGGACAUUGGUCCUUUCUUAAUCUCUAGCCUCUCUUCAUAUCCCUCAUCAGGUAUUUUAUGAUGUCUUUGGGAAGCCAUCAAGGCAA